AUGCCAGAGCCAUGCACUGCACAAGAGGCGGCUGAGUCUGUGGUUCCAGAAGGGCAUGUAGAUCGUUUGGUGUUAUUAAUGGAGCAGGACAUAGAGGACACGGACUCAUCAGGAGAUGCUGAGAAGGCGAUUACAAGAUCGUUGCAGCCAUCUACAAACCUUGCUAUAUGGCGUGUAGCUAAAUCAAUCAGAUUUCUCGCAACUGUGCCUUGGUGUCUGGAACAAAGUUUUUCGCAGACGAUCUACGCUGGAUAA
This is a messenger RNA of Chondrus crispus (carragheen), 255 nucleotides long. RefSeq lists its product as hypothetical. The coding region runs from base 1 to 255 and encodes 84 amino acids. The transcript has a single exon. NCBI's taxonomy places the organism in Eukaryota, Rhodophyta, Florideophyceae, Gigartinales, Gigartinaceae. The record is from RefSeq and is a predicted model, not a curated record.